UUUGGUGAGUACCCCAGCCCAAAGGGGGGCACAAGGGGGACUUUUAGCUCGAGCAGGGGGAAAGGAAACCUCACAGCCGAAGAAGGGCUGCCCGAGAGAAAAGGGGCGACUCAAGCCAAAAGCCCAAGGGAGGGGCGGCUGAGUCAAAAAUAAACGGCCCAAGCACAGGCAGACUAGGGAGGGGCCAUGGGGAGCAGAAAUAGCAAGUACACCAAAUCUGAAAGGAUUUCCUGCAUGCCUUUGGAGUGUGUGUUGAAGAAUUGGGAAAUUCUCACAGGGGAGAAAAAUGCUCUCAAAAAGAAAGUUUUGAAGUGUCUUUGUAUAGAAGUGUGGCCAAGUUAUCCGCUUGGCGAUGGCGCCACCUGGUGGCCAUCUACAGGAAGUGUUAUCAAUCUUUAAUUUUGGAAUUAUUGAUAUAUUGCUCAAAAACGGGAAAAUAUGAAGAACACCGCUAUGCUCAGCCAUUCAUGGAAUUAUGGUGCAGACCUCUGUUAGCUAUAAACUGUGGGCUAAUGCCCGCAGGGAAUUCUUCUGGACUAUUUCCCUUGCAGUCUUGCCCUUCCACUCCCCUCAUUCCUUCCGCUCCCACCCCUCCUCCACCCUUUCCCAGGCCCUAUGAAUAUCCAGAAGAUGAUUGGGUUCAACCUAUUUACCCAUCUCCACCCCCACCACAACCUCAGGUUAUUCCCCAGCCUCAGUUGCAUCCAAUUCCCAAUGUGCCUGAUGUACAGAGAGCACCCUCUCCAGGAAGGGGGGCGGGCAUAGGUUUGGUUGACUUGGGAACAACACCAUUGCAGCGUUUAAGGAAAGAUUUGGAAGCCUUGGAUUUAGCUAUUGUGCCUAGUAACAGCGGUACCGUCUCCCUUACAAACCCCAAAACCAGCCCCGUUGCCUGGCAUACUAGGAGUAAAAGCAGCAGCAGGGUCCCAAUUUUGGCUCCAUUGAGGGAGACUUUAACUGCCACAGGGGAACAAACAUUAGUCCAUGUUCCCUUUUCAUCUGCGGAUUUAAUGAACUGGAAGUUGCAAACCAAAUCACUUAGAGAAGACCUGGUAGCCUGCUCUAGUCUCUUUGAGUCUGUGUUUGCUACUCACAAACCUAUAUGGGCCGAUGUCCAGCAAAUGGCCGGUUCCUUGCUUACAGCGGAGGAACGACGCCUCCUUUUGCAAAAAGCUACCCAGUUGGCUGCCAACAUGGGCGCCCGUCAGACACCAGUAGCCACAACAGCAGAUCUAUAUCCUUUGCAGGAUCCUAACUGGGAUCCAAAUACUGAUGCUGGGCGUGCCGCUUUGGACACUUUCUGCCAGCUCUUUCUAGAGGCUCUCAACACUUGUGUGCCUAGACAUACAAAUCGGAACAGACUUCAUCAGACCUUUCAGGGUCCAAAUGAAUCGCCAGGAGACUUUCUGGAAAGGCUUGAAAAAUGCCUUUGCCAGUUCACGUCCCUGGACCUUAAAUCUCCAGAAGCAGAACAUAUUUUGAGAGCAGCAUUUUUAGCUCAGAGUGCCCAGGACAUUAGAAAAAGGCUGAAUAAGUUAGAUGCACCUUUAACCAUGGCCCUCGACUCUUUAGUGGAAGCAGCCUACCGCGUCUAUACACAGAGAGCGAACCCAGACCCAGAGUCAGAGAGGGAGAAGGAAAAAGAGAAGGAAGAGGAAAGGGAGAAGGAAAAGGAGAAGAAGGAGUCAGAGAAGGAGAAAGAGAGAGAGAGAGAGAGAACUGGAGGGAGUAAACCACAUAUCUUAUAUGCUGGUAGAUGAAGCGGGGCCCAGCAGGGGCCGGGAAGAGCAUCCCCUUGACAGGGAUCUCCAUAUUGUUACCAUUGCGGAAACCCAAACCAUUGGGUCCGGAACUGUCCGACCCGGUUUCAAGGGCCGCAGUCAGUGCCAUUUCCACAGCAAAUGCCCUAUUGGCAGACAGCCUCUGCUGUUCAGCCUCAGCAUUUUCAGCCACAGCCGCAGCAGCAUUUUCAACAACCACAGCAAUUCCAACAGUUCCAAUCCCAACAGCACAGCCAGCAACAGCACUACCAGCCUAGUCCCCAGGGCACCUUUCAACAAAGGAGCUCCAGAUAGGACAGGCCGGAGGAAACAGCUGUAUUGGCUACUUGCCGAACACUUUCACUCACAGAACCCCUGGUGGCCUGCAAAGUGGGCUCUGGAGCGAAUGCUCAGACUGUUUCAAUGUUAGUAGAUUCUGGUGCCACUCAUUCAGUCUUAAUCACUCCAAAAGGGGCUACCCCAAGCAGCCGUUCCACCUUUGUGGAAGGAGCCACGGGUGCUUCAGCAAAACAUCACUUUUUGGAAGCCAUACCCUUUGAGUGCGCAUGGUCGCAAGGACAACAUUCCUUCCUGCACAUGCCUCAGUGCCCUGUGAAUUUAUUGGGCAGAGAUUUAUUGUGUGCCAUGCGGGCAACCUUAUCUUUCACCCCGGACCAAAUCAUUAUGGAAAUUCCUGAUUCAGAAACCUGGGCAGUUCAAGCUAGAGUGAUGGGUCUUUUUCCACCCAUGCUUGCACCAUUGAUUGAUUUACAAGUACCAGAGACAGUGUGGGCCAAGGAGGGAGUGCCAGGCAAAGCAAAGUAUGCCCAACCAGUGACAAUCCGAUUGAAACCAAACACCCAGCCUGUUGCAAUACCACAGUAUCCCUUAAGGAAGGGAGGCGCAGAAGGAUUGUUGAUGUUUGUUGAUUGUUGAUGAUUGUUGAUGAUUGUUGAUGAACCAAUUGUUGAUGCCUUUAUAGCCAAUGGAAUCUUAGUUCCUAGCCAAAGUGCCUGGAAUUCCCCAAUCAUUGCAAUUCCAAAAUCAGACGGUAGAUGGUGCCUGGUACAAGACCUAAGGGCAGUAAAUGCCUGUGUGGAACCCCUACACACAAUUUUGCCAAAUCCACACACUUUAAUGACAGCUGUGCCACCACAAAUGACUACUUUUACUGUUCUGGACUUGAAGGAUGCUUUUUUUUUUUUUGCAUACCUUUAGCGCCAGAAUAACAACCAAUAUUUGCAUUAGAAAGGCACGACCCGAUAACACAUGUAAAAGUCAGGCUCCAAUGGUCUAGGCUCCCUCAGGGCUUUAAUUCGGCUCCUCACUUAUUUAGCGGUGCGUUGAGGGAGGAAUUGGGCAGGUGGACACCCCCUGAGGGCGAGGAGGGAAAAGAUUUUGUGUUGCUGCAGUUUCUAGACGAUUUGUUCCUAGCUACAACCACAAAGGAGCUCAAUUUGAUCCUUACCACUUCACUUUUGCUCCAUCUAGCGGAUGCAGGCUUCCAUCCAUCAAAAGCUAAAGCACAGGUGGCCUUGCCACAGGUUAAGUAGAUGGGACUCUUACUCAGCCAAGGACAGAAGUCUCUUUUGCCAGAGCGAAAAGAGGCCAUUUGCAGAAUAGCCCCACCCUCCAAUCGCCGCCAGUUAUGUUCCUUUAUUGGAAUAGCUAAUUUUUGCCGCCAAUGGAUUCAUGGGUUUGCAGCUUUAGCCCAACCUCUGUAUGAUGCACUUUCUGGAGGAGAAAAUGACAGCUUUACAUGGUCAGCAGACUGCCCGUCUGCUUUCAUGAAGAUAAAGGCAGCUCUUGCGAGUGCUCCAGCACUUGGACUGCCAGACUACAACAAGGUUUUCUACUUAUUUGCUUCUGAGAGUCAGGGAACAGCAUCUGGGAUACUUACACAAACCCUGGGCAAGGAUCAUCGCCCAAUUGCAUAUUUUUCUUCCAAACUUGAUGGCGUGGCCCAAGGUUGGCCUUCUUGCUUGAGGGCCCUGGCCGCAGCAGCUGUCAUUUGGGAAGAAGCUUUGAAAUUCACCCUAGGUUCCAAGACUAAACUGUAUGUUCCACACUCAGUUCUUACAUUGUUGGAGAACAGAGCAAACCAAUGGCUGACACCUGCACGCAUGGCUAAGUACCAAGCUAUUUUUAUCAAGUCUCCAGAACUUUCCAUUCAUCACUGCACUGCAUUAAAUCCAGCUACCCUUUUACCGCAAAACAUGUCAGAACCAGACCCUCCUUUGCAUGAUUGUCAGCAAUUUCUGGACUAUCAUUGCUCAGCCAGGCCAGACCUGACUGAUAUUCCACUAUCAGAUGCAGAUCUCACAUUUUAUACAGAUGGGAGCAGUUUUAUGGACAAUGGGGUCAGGAGGGCUGGUUACGCCGUGGUUACCAUACAUGCUACAGUGGAAGCUAACUCAUUACCCCCUGGGACCUCAGCUCAGUUGGCAGAACUGAUCGCCUUGACUAGAGCUUUGCAGUUAGCCCAGGACCAGAAGGUCAAUAUCUUCACUGAUUCAAAAUAUUCCUUCUCGGUAGUACAUGCGCACACCACCAUCUGGCGGGAGAGAGGGUUAAUUACCACUGAUGGGUCACCAAUAAAGCAUGGUGGCCAGAUUUUGGGACUUCUAGAUGCUAUACUUUUACCAAGCAAGGUUGCAGUUAUGCAUUGUCCAGGGCAUCAGAGAAAGGACACUGAGAUUGCCCAAGGCAAUACCAGAGCAGAUCACACAGCCAAAACAGCAGCUCUGCUGCCACCCCCACCCACAGUAACCAUGUUACCACUUAUUCCAGCUUUCCCCUUACUUCAGCCUCAAGAUCACCCUUUCCCAAUGACAGGAGAGGACGUGUCUACUUUAAAUAACCUUUUGCAAAACCCUGAAUGGACUCAAACUGAGAAUGGAGCUGUCCAUACUUCAGGCCAACAGUUCUUUUCAUAUGGCACCACCAUGGCCUUAGUUAAGCAAGCCCAUCUGACUACACACUUGGGAAGGGACAGACUAUAUGAGCUCUUGGUCACAUAUUUUUACCACCCUCAGUUAAGAGCAAUGGUAACCACCACUGUCAACGCAUGUGUGGUUUGCAUUAAGAACAAUCCAGCUCCACCAAGGAGAGCAAGACCACGCGGUCUGCUCAGAACAGGAACAGCCCCAGGUGACUCUUGGCAAUUAGACUUCACUGACAUGCCUAGAGCUGGAAUGUAGAAAUAUCUAUUAUUGUUUAUUGACAAUUUCACUGGGCGGUCAGAGGGAUUUGCUUGUAAGACAAACAAGACAAAGGAAGUCACCAAGAGACUUCUACAAGACAUUAUACCAAGAUUUUCACUUCCUAGGCAUUUGGAUUCGGACCAAGGGCCAUAUUUUACCUCUACAGUCAUGCAGGAGGUGGCCACAGCCUUAGGAAUUAGCUACCACCUACAUAUGGCCUGGCACCCCACGUCCUCCGGGAGAGUAGAGGCCUCAAAUUGGAUCUUGAAGACACACCUGAGGAAGAUAUGUCAAGAACUAUCGCUGAAAUGGCCAGACGCCUUGCCUCUGGCCCUUUUUCGCAUGUGCAUCACACCGAGGGGGCGUAGUGGGCUCUCACCAUUUGAAGCUCUGUAUGGGAGAGUGUGUUCUCUAAAUCCUCUAUCUGCUGAUGUAUCUGACUUACAUGUCAGGGGAGAAGAAUUGCUGAAACAACAUGUAGUUGGCAUUGCGGCUGCCUCGUCUUCUCUUUCUUCUCAUUUACAGGCAACACAACGGCCGCCACUAGAGGGACCACAACACCCUUUCCAGCCAGGCGAUCAGGUGUACCUUGAGAAAUGGCAGAAGCCUAACCUCGAGCCACGGUGGACGGGCCUGUUUACAGUGCUCCUAGUGACCCAAACUGCAGUUCGUCUCUCUGGAUCAAGGACUUGGACCCAUCAUACCCGAGUGAGAUUCGCGCCUAUCCCAGCAGAGGAACCAGAAGACAACAACAACUGGGCGGUGACCAAGCAUGGAGACCUGAGACUCACUUUAUGCAAACAGCCACCACCAAAACUCCCACCAGAGCCUCUUUCCCUUGAAGAUACUCUGGCAGUGUGGGAAGCAAUGGAUGAAGGACACUUUUAAUUUUCUCAAAUAUUUUUCCUGCAAAGAACAAUAUUUUUUCUCCUCUUCUUUUAAUUUUUCCUGUACUAAGGGAGGAUGUAUCUCUUUUGGUGUUUGUCAUGUUAUUUCUUGUGUACAUGGUCAAUUCAACACCCACAUGCUCCACUUUUACAGACUUUAGCUGACAUUGCCAACUUAAAUGACUGCUGGCUAUGCAGUCACAUGGCAAGCACAGAAGGGGAUAUUUUAAAUGUAGUGGCCAUUCCAGUCACACUUGGCUGGUGGAUUACUUAUCCACAAACCACAGAACAGCCCCAUUAUUUUUCAAAUUACACUACAUAUUGGUCUUGGGGAAAACACAGCGAAACAAUUCACUUCCAAGGGAAAAGUAUUAGCUUUAAUCGCUAUGGUUACAUUCAACGGGAAACUCUCAACAGGAAUGCCCUUGGUAUCCCGGAUAUUAAGCUUUCAAGCCACGGCUUGCAUCCUAUCUGCACUGAAAAUAGAAAUGGUACAGCGAAGUUUUUGGGAGUGAAUCCCUACCACAGCUGUACACACAGAGUGUCCUUUAACAGCACGGACAGAACAUGGUUCUCUCAACACAGAGAGAACAAACUAGAAUGUUUUCAUAUUCCUUUUGAUUUAGCAAUACCUACUUCUCUUAGAGAAUUUCUUUUUCUUAACUUCACAAACUCAGAGUGGAUCACUGUUUCAAAGGCCCUGAAGCUUUAUCAUUCUUCCAUAUAUCUUACAAAAGGUUUUGGCCUUUGUCAACAGGCAAACCAGACUGAUCAUGUUUGUGAAGGCUCCAGUUUUAACACGCACACGCCUUGGUAUGACAUCUGGGUAACAAUUGCAUGUGCUUUUCCAGAGGGAGUAUCAAAAACAUGGAAGCAAUUUUUGGGCCACACAGGUAAAGACAUUGUGGAUUUGUGUAGCCAUGAUGUCAAUCUACCACGUUCAGGAAACAACUUAAUUGUUGCCUUACCAGCAGGCCUUUAUUGGGUCUGUGGGAACAGAGCCUAUCGUGCAUUACCCCCAGGAUGGACAGGCAGAUGUGCACCAGCCCAUUUAGCACCUACCAUUUAUGUGAAACCUACACUUAAUGCACCACAAGUUCUUAAUCUUGGAAGCUUGUUACACAGAACACGAAGAUAUGCCAAAAUCAAUUAUGUUCCAAACCCCUUAGCUACAUGAAACACUAAGUUCCAUCAAUGGGCAAGGACUAUACUACCUAGAUUAGGAGUCAAUCAACUAGAAAAAGCUAUCAUUAAUAUUUCCAGACAAAUCGAACUCUCAUUUAACCAGACACUGUUAGCCUUAACUGAUAUGGGCACAGAGAUAAAUUCAUUAGGAGAAGUAGUUAUGCAGAAUCGUAGAACUUUAGAUAUUCUCACAGCUCAAGAAGGCGGAGCUUGCGCAGUCCUAGGUGAAGUCUGCUGUUUUUAUGUCAAUGAGACUGGAUCCAUUGCUGAUCAUGUUCAAAAUCUUAAAGAUCAAAUAUGGCAUAACAUGGGAAAGGAAAACCCUAUGGAUAUAUGGGCAUGGCUCACUUCUUGGUUACCCAAUUGGGGACUGUGGGUACAGAAGAUAAUCAUAAUCAUAGUAUGUAUUUGUCUUUUAUUGAUAAUCACAUGUUGUUGCUUGCAAUGCAUUCCAACUUUAAUCCAAAUGUUUAUGAAAGCUUUUAGACCCCACCACAGUUUGGGACCUAAAUACACAUCCGUACCCUUACAAGCAUUGAUGAGAGCAUCCUGAAGCACCCUGAAGAUCCAGGGUGAUGCAUUAUUUCAAGGGGGGAAUUGAUGUGUUUUAGUAAGCCAAAGCAACUCCAUUUUGCUCAGUAAACCAAAGAAAUUCCUUUUUGCUUAGAAAGCUAAAAAGCUCUAACUUAGAGUAACCUCAGCUGCUCAGCCCAGGGACAUUCUCUGCAACAUUGUCUUUAACAAUAGUCGUCAUUACCUCUCUCUCUAGCUAAGCAAAGUAACAAUUAUAGUAGCAAUUGAAAUGCUAAUGAAACAGGCGCUUGGUUCCCAGGAGAGAGAAGAUCACCUGAUGCACAGUAGUGUUAAGUUACGCAUGCGUAUUAGAAAGGAUUAGGUCAUCGGUUUGGGAUGUGUAUUGGGGGCCGGGAACUUCUCAGCGUUCAUUUUGUGGGAUGUAUAAAAGUGUAUUUCUAACUGUGCUCUGGGUAUUCAAUGUGAUGCGUGAGCUCCAUUGUCUACCUUGCUAUCGCGAUGCAAUAAAGCCUUUGAUUGAU
Hemicordylus capensis (graceful crag lizard) is the source of this 8090-nucleotide messenger RNA. RefSeq lists its product as uncharacterized. Gene Ontology annotation, molecular function: nucleic acid binding; RNA-DNA hybrid ribonuclease activity. The transcript is spliced from 2 exons. NCBI's taxonomy places the organism in Eukaryota, Metazoa, Chordata, Lepidosauria, Squamata, Cordylidae. The coding region runs from base 3314 to 4960 and encodes 548 amino acids. Gene Ontology annotation, biological process: virion assembly. The record is from RefSeq and is a predicted model, not a curated record.